ACAAGCACAACCGGCUCAGCCAGCGCGGCGCGGAGCCUCCUGCCUGAGAGCAGCUGCAGCGCCCCCCCACCCAGCUCUGCCUCCAAUGGCGACGAGGGCGGCGGCAGCCACGCUCACGGCAGCGAUGUCCUCUCUCCUCAGGCGCUCUGCCUCGCUGCGGCCGCAGGGUCUCCGGGUCCCUCGCCGCGUGCCUCCCCGAAGAUUUGUGCGCCACAUUGCUUCAUCAACAAAUGAGGAAGCUGCUGCCAGAGCAGCUGCUGCCACUGCUGAUACAGGAGGACCAACCAUUUUCGACAAGAUCAUCUCAAAGGAAAUUCCUUCAAGUGUUGUCUAUGAAGAUGACAAAGUCUUAGCAUUUAGAGAUAUUAAUCCACAAGCCCCUGUGCACGUUCUAGUCAUCCCAAAAGUGAGAGAUGGACUAACUGGACUAUCCAAGGCUGAACCAAGGCAUGUUGAGAUUCUGGGCCACCUUCUUUACGCAGCGAAAGUAGUCGCUGAGAAGGAAGGUGUGGCAAAUGGGUACCGUGUCGUCAUAAACAAUGGAGCUGAAGGAUGUCAAUCUGUCUAUCAUUUGCACUUGCAUGUACUCGGUGGAAGGCAGAUGGAGUGGCCCGCUGGUUAAAUUACAGAGUGGGACAUAUUUGCUUUAUUUUGUAUCCCUCUUUCUGAAUUUUCCGGUUGUCUGACUGUUGUUUCAAAAAGAGAAGGAACAUGUACUACUGUGUGCCCCUGUGAUGACGUCUUGUGAGCAAUCAUCUCUGUGGUUACUGAAAUUUCAGCAGAUUAUGUGAGAACAUUAAACAGGUUUAGGAUUAUCCUGGCAAUCAUCAUCUGUUGCGCAUAUUUCUAUGGACGUAAGCAUAGUACGCAGUUUGCCCAAGAUUAUUUGAA
Messenger RNA from Panicum hallii, 891 nucleotides. RefSeq names its product 14 kDa zinc-binding protein-like. Bases 86 to 622 code for a protein of 178 amino acids. The transcript has 6 exons. Gene Ontology annotation, cellular component: cytoplasm. Gene Ontology annotation, molecular function: adenylylsulfatase activity. Lineage: Eukaryota; Viridiplantae; Streptophyta; Magnoliopsida; Poales; Poaceae. Gene Ontology annotation, biological process: sulfur compound metabolic process; purine ribonucleotide metabolic process. The record is from RefSeq and is a predicted model, not a curated record.